AUGAAGCAAUUCAGGUUGGUUAACGCAGUUUCUGCAUCAUUCGUGCUUAUUGGCUUAGCAAUGGCUAACUCGGAUUCAGUAUUCGACAAAUGGACACAGGAGGACCUGGCCGAUUAUUUGCGUGAUAAUAAAAAGAGUUUGGAGAAGUAUGCUACGGAUUCCAUUGAGGAUCUAAAGAGGGAGGCGUCGCAAGUUUGGGAUAAGCAUGCGCAACCUAAACCAUGGUGGCAGGUGUGGUCUAGCGACAGCGGCGUGAGCAGCAGCAACUCUGGAUGGUUUAGCAAUACUGGGUCGUCGGACCACCCAGUUUCCGACUGGCUGUUUGACACAUGGUCUACAGAAAGUCUCCGUAGCUUCUUGAAGAAGAACGGCGUGGACGUGGACGAUGCGAAGGCAUCGAAGGACUCGCUGGUGAAAACUGCGAAGGAAAACUUCAACAAGAUUUCUAAGUCCUUAAAGUCGUCAGGUUACUAUCCUUCUAGCUCUUACUUUGACAGCUGGUCAGCCAAAGACCUGCAAAACUGGUUGAGCGACAAUGGUAUUGAUUACGACAAGGCCGUUCAGAACAAGAACGAGUUGAUUCAGAAAGUAAAGGAAAACAUCUACCAAACCUCAGAGAAGGCAGAACAGCAGCGCUUAGGCUUGCUAGAAGGUCUGGAUCUUGCUCACCAACAAAUUCUGGACACAUCGGGGCAAAUCAAGGAUACUGUUUUUGACAAGUGGUCUAGUGAUCAGCUGCUCAAUUGGUUGGAGAGCCAUAAGGUCAACAUCGACAAGAAUAUGGCCAAGAAACAUGACUAUUUGGUUAGAAUGGCCAAGGAAAAUUCCGACAAUCUGAAAGACGAUAUCUAUUGGUACUUGGACUACAUGAAGAGAGAAUCUUCUCCUUUCUUGACCAAAACCCCAGAAUAUGUUGGCUCCGUUUGGGACUCUUCGAAGAAUUUUUUUUCAAAUUUAUACUUCAAGUUUAGAGGUAAAACUGACAACGUGAUCAAUGACACCUUUUUGGUUGGCCUUGAAUCAUGGCCAAAAGAUAAAUUGAAGAUGUUUCUGGAUGCUCGUGGUAUCAAGUACUCAAUAUUGUCCACUGAGAAUCAAUUGAGGGAAUUAGUGAAGAAAUCUAGAAAUGAAAAGCUCAAGAUUCUGCCAAAGGAUUACCAAAAAUACUUUGACAACAGCAACUGGUCUUUGGAUGACAUAAAGGGUUGGUUUGCUGACAAAAAGGAUGAUUUCCAAGAUUCUCAAACUUACUCCACAAUUAUGAAAGAUUUUGACAAGGUUUCCAAAAACACAAACGACGCAAAGGACCAAAUCUCAAAAACCUGGUCUAAUACAUUCCAGAGCUGGUCUCAAGAAGAUCUACUACAAUACUUGAAGUCGUUCGGUGUGCCGGUCAAACAAACUUCUACAAAGGAUGACUUAAUAAACUUGGCGAAGCAGAAUACGCAAUGGUUGUUUGGCACCGUUCGGGAACCUGCUUACAAGAGAUACUUGCACAAUGUCCAGAACUGGUCCAAAAGUAUACUAGGAUUCAACUAA
Saccharomyces mikatae IFO 1815 is the source of this 1539-nucleotide messenger RNA. It is a transcript of the gene MSC1, whose product is annotated as double-strand break repair enhancer MSC1. Bases 1 to 1539 code for a protein of 512 amino acids. The transcript has a single exon. The record is from RefSeq and is a predicted model, not a curated record. Lineage: Eukaryota; Fungi; Ascomycota; Saccharomycetes; Saccharomycetales; Saccharomycetaceae.